This is a messenger RNA of Lathyrus sativus (Indian pea), 861 nucleotides long. Lineage: Eukaryota; Viridiplantae; Streptophyta; Magnoliopsida; Fabales; Fabaceae. The record is from the annotation of a GenBank genome assembly.
AUGGAACAGAGUAGUGGCUUUUGGUUAGAGAGUGAGAUUGAAACUGCUGAAAUUCUUGCUCAUUUGUAUCAUACUUUUUCUUUGUUCAGCCAUGUGCCGUACUCAUGGGGGUGUAGAAAGAAGAGAUCUCCAAUUCGUAAUACACCUCCUUCUAAUGGCGGCGGGGCAGCCACCGUUGUUCCUCCACCUCCUUCUAAUGGCGGCGGGGCAGCCACCGUUGUUCCUCCACCUCCUCCUCCUCCUUCUAACGCCGUUAAAGUGAAAGCUUCAAGUCCAACAACCCCUCUUUCGUUUCCAACAACUGAAUCAGAUGACAAGAUUAAACAUUCCGAAAGAACAACUUCUCUCAAAAGGAAGAAAGAACAUUAUCUUAAUAUAAUUGAGGAAUUGACAAAAACCAAAGACUCUAUCAGUCAAGAGAUUGCAAAAGUGAAACUUCAAUGUGAAGAAUUGAAGCUCUCCAAUUCCAAAUUGAAAGCAAAACAAAUAAAGCUAAAAAUUAAUGGUCCUAAAGGUGAAUACAAAAAUCCCAAUUUAGAAAUUAAUAACGCAAUGAAAGUGAAUGAUAUCAUCAAAAAUUCAGUCAACACUUCCAAUUCCGCUACUCAAAAUGAAGAGCAAAGAAUUCAUCAUGCCAACAAAUUCAGGGUUGAUCCAACGACGUCGUUGGGAGUGGCAUCAUCAUCAUCUUCAUUGGGCCGCAACAGUGAUAAUAAGGCCCCAUUAUCCAUACCUGAUUUGAACAUAUCUUUUGAAGCAAUUAAAGAUUUGAGUAAAGUAAGAGAAGCUCAAGCAAGACAAAGAAGGAUUCACAUUUUGAGACUCAAGAGAAAUAAUGCCAAACAACACCAGUCUUCCUAA